UUAUUUGUUGUGGCGCUGUCUCUACUCGUGUGUUUUCCGUCGAUAACUCUCAGAAGGGAAAGUACUGCACCUUGCGACUGCAGAGACACCAGUGGCAGCUGCUCGGAACAGGGCACAAGCAACACACAAGCGGAGGCCGUAACAUCUUGGUCGUCUGCACAGCGCAAGUUUUGCACAGGAAGCCUGGAGCUGCCCAAUGGUAGUCUUGACUUGGGUUCCUCUUGUUUGCUGAUUGUAACCACGAAAAAGAACUGUGAUUGAAAAAAGACAAGCGGAUCGGGUGAAAAAAUACGAGCAAAGGAAGACCAAACAGCCAUCCAGUUCGCCUUCGCGUCGCCAGCAAUGACACAGCAGGCGCUGGAGCUAGGGGAGGCUGGCGGCGUUGCCGCUGUCGGGCGUGACAGCCGACGGUUCAACUGCAUACUCGUUUUCUGGAUGACCUUGCUCACCAUCGGUAUGGUCGCCAACCUCAGCCUCCACUUUGUCACCCCUGGAGCUCCUGGCCCAAUACUGGGAAGGUUUGGUACCCACAUCUAUCCCAAACCAAAGGAACCAAAGAACGUUGUCUUUUUUGACUUGGUUCCUUCAACAUCUACUUCUGAAUAUGGACCUAUUUCAUGGAACAACAAGGCGCGUGACAUGGAGCGAAGUGAAAUAAUAAAUAUUACAGAUGAUGGGUUUUAUUUCCUCUAUGGACAGGUGACCCUUAUGUCUGGCAGUAAAGGCUCUAAUAGCGUGAAGAUAAUAAAGAAAAGUAAAGAAAAAAUGGAAGAAAUCGUUCUGGAGAGCUACAUUGGUGAGCAGUCAAACUCAACCGGCUUCUUUGGAAAGAUUCUGCCCUUGGAGGCUCAUACUAGCAUUAGCAUCAACUGUUCCAACCACCACCUGCUCAAAACAGACAUAAGGAAAAAUCUUUUCUCCUUCGUGGGGAUUUACAAAGUGGGUGAGCUUGCGCAGUCGAACUGACUGACCACUCCAGCCAAAGGUGGACCAAAGAAUGUAUACAGCAACCCACCAGUCAACCAAGCACCGGCACUCAAGUCAAUCAGGCAAUUGAGCCAAUGAAUGUUUUUAUUGUUAUUUUUAUAAUUGUUUUUGUUUUUGUUUGUUUGUUUGGUUAUGGGGUGUGAGUGAGGGGGGUUGCCUACAGUGGCCAGUGGGUGGAGACCCAAAUGAGCUUGCGUCACAGUUCCCCCAGCCAAUGACGUCUUUUCCUGUGGACUGUAAAAACGCAGACAUUUGUCUGUGAAGAUUCAGCUCGGAGACACUAGACCACAGUGACCGUCAAUCUGCAGAUCACAGGACCAUCAUGGUUUUGUGAUUAAUGUGCAUCUCGCCGGAUGAUAUAGACCCUUUCAAUCUGUUCCCAGAGGAUUUCUGGUUGAAGCCAAAGCAAAAACCAACACAGAGACUUUGAAAUGAAAAUUAAUCUGACGUUAGCAUAAUGUUCUACGUUGACUUUACAUGUUGACUUUAAAAUGUAUUAAUUUUUUCCACCUAUUUUUGUUUAAUCCCCAAGUUACCAUUAGCUCAGUGUUGUUGUUUCUACAGUUGAAAGGGUCUACAUUCCAAAUUAAGACUCAUGGAUCUCUCUUCUGUUCUCACACAUCUAACUGUACCACAGCAAUGUGUGACGCAAUUUGACCUUAAAAGAAAAAAAAAACUAUAUCCCCAAGAAAUGCUAUGAAAAAGCCUUUCAUUAAUCAUCAUAACUGAUGAUGUUUGAUAAAUUCCCAUAAGCUGGCACAGCAUACAUUCAAAUAAGCUGCCUCAGCAUCAUGAAGCUGUCAUAGCUUCCCUGAUCAUUAUGAUGGCUACAUGGUGCUUGUCCUGUAUGCUUGCAUGUCACAUCUAUCGUGAUAUGUUCCUAAAUUUGAUUUUCUCGAAGGGAGGCUUCAAAAAAGUAUAUAAUAUGCCUUAGACUUCAUAGGUUUAGGUUUUAUUUCAUGUAUCCUUAGUGUGAAGAUAACACUUAGUUAAGUCAGAGAGGACACUGGGCUUAGUCAUCAUGACCAUGAAUCCGAGGAAAUCGCUGACUGUAUCAUUUACGUAUACAUUAUAUCGAGGCCUCGCUUGAAACUUCACAAACGUCAAGAGCAAAUUAUGGAAAUUCACAAAUACAGACAUGCCAUUGCAUGUGUGAAGUAAAAACCGUGUUUUGAAAGUGACACUGAAAAAAGAGAAAGUGGAAAUCGAGAGAAGAAAGUGAGUUUUUACUCAUAUGCGUAUUCCAGUCUGAAGUAUAUGGACAUCUGCAUCUGAUUCUUCAUUAUGCUAUGAACUACAAUGGCCGUAUUUAUAUGAAAAAAAAAUAUUUAUUUAUUUACACAUUUUAAACGUUUUGUUUUUGUACAAGAAUACUUCACAUUUAUACUUUUGUUAUUGUAAUGCAAUGUUUAGCUUAUUCUAUGUCUUCUAUUAAAACUGCUG
Messenger RNA from Sardina pilchardus (European sardine), 2430 nucleotides. It is a transcript of the gene tnfsf18, whose product is annotated as TNF superfamily member 18. The record is from RefSeq and is a predicted model, not a curated record. Gene Ontology annotation, cellular component: membrane. The transcript has 3 exons. Gene Ontology annotation, molecular function: tumor necrosis factor receptor binding. Bases 343 to 966 code for a protein of 207 amino acids. Gene Ontology annotation, biological process: immune response. NCBI's taxonomy places the organism in Eukaryota, Metazoa, Chordata, Actinopteri, Clupeiformes, Clupeidae.